GGAGGGAGGGAGUGCCCACACAGCUCCUGCUCACUCCCAACAGGAGCUCCUGAUAGACAAGCCCAGCAAACUACCAGCUCUGCCAAGUGGAACAAAGCAGAAGCCCUCUUCAGACUGCUAAGGCAGUCUCACAAAGCUUCCCAGCCUCCCAGCCUCCCAGGAGAAGUAGGAGUCCCGAGACAGGAGACGGGACCUCUACGGAGAGAAGGCAGGCCGGCUCUUGGGGGUGCCAAUGUGGCCCCAAGGCCGAGCCCAGUUGGGUUCUGGCGUCAGCCUCAGCUCUCCAAGGAGCCGGCCCUCCACUCUAUGGGGUGGUCACUGCCCAAGGAGAAAGGAUUAAUAUUCUGCCUCUGGAACAAGUUCUGCAGAUGGUUUCAUAGACGAGAGUCCUGGGCUCAGAGCCGAGACCAUCAGCACCUGCUGCAGCAGAGGAGAAUCUGGGAGUCUCCUCUCCUUCUAGCUGCCAAAGAAAAUGAUGUUCAGGCUCUGAACAAGCUGCUCAAGUUUGAGGGAUGUGAGGUGCACCAGAGAGGAGUCAUGGGGGACACUGCACUGCACAUAGCAGCCCUCUAUGACAACCUGGAGGCUGCCAUGGUGCUGAUGGAGGCUGCCCCGGAGCUAGUCUUUGAGCCCAUGACUUCUGAGUUAUAUGAAGGUCAGACUGCACUGCACAUUGCGGCAAUAAACCAGAACGUGAACCUUGUACGUGCCCUGCUUGCCCGAGGGGCCAGUGUCUCUGCCAGAGCUACAGGCUCUGCCUUCCACCGAAGUCCCCACAACCUCAUCUACUAUGGGGAGCACCCUUUGUCCUUUGCUGCCUGUGUGGGCAGUGAGGAGAUUGUACAGCUGCUCAUUGAGCAUGGAGCUGACAUCCGGGCCCAGGACUACCUGGGAAACACAGUCCUGCACAUCCUCAUCCUGCAGCCCAACAAAACCUUUGCCUGCCAGAUGUACAACCUGCUGCUGUCCUAUGAUAGAGGAGACCACCUGAAGUCCCUGGAACUUAUUCCCAACAAACAGGGACUCACUCCCUUCAAGUUGGCUGGAGUGGAAGGCAACAUUGUGAUGUUCCAACACCUCAUGCAGAAGCGGAAGCAUGUUCAAUGGAAAUAUGGGCCACUGACCUCCACCCUUUACGACCUCACGGAGAUUGACUCCUCAGGAGAUGAUCACUCUCUGCUGGAACUUAUUGUCACCACCAAGAAGCGGGAGGCUCGCCAGAUCCUGGAUCAGACACCUGUGAAGGAGCUGGUGAGCUUCAAGUGGAAGCGGUAUGGGCGGCCCUACUUCUGCAUACUGGGUGCCAUUUACCUGCUGUACAUCAUCUGCUUUACCAUGUGCUGCGUCUACCGCCCCCUGAAGCCCAGGAUCACUAACCGCACCAAUCCCAGGGACAACACCCUCCUGCAACAGAAGCUCCUUCAGGAGGCCUAUGUGACCUCCAAGGAUGACCUCCGGCUGAUAGGGGAGCUGGUGAGCAUCGUUGGGGCUGUGAUCAUCUUGCUGGUAGAGGUUCCAGAUAUCCUCAGGUUCGGGGUCACUCGCUUUUUUGGACAGACUAUCCUUGGGGGCCCAUUCCAUGUUAUCAUUAUCACUUAUGCCUUCAUGGUGCUGGUGACCAUGGUGAUGCGGCUCACCAAUGCAAAUGGUGAGGUGGUGCCCAUGUCCUUUGCCCUGGUGUUGGGCUGGUGCAAUGUCAUGUAUUUUGCCAGAGGAUUCCAAAUGCUGGGUCCCUUCACCAUCAUGAUUCAGAAGAUGAUUUUUGGUGACUUGAUGAGAUUCUGCUGGCUGAUGGCUGUGGUAAUCCUGGGUUUUGCUUCAGCCUUCUAUAUCAUCUUCCAGACAGAGGACCCUGACGAGCUGGGCCACUUCUAUGAUUACCCCAUGGCACUGUUCAGCACCUUUGAGCUCUUCCUCACCAUCAUCGAUGGUCCUGCCAACUAUGACGUGGAUCUGCCCUUCAUGUACAGCAUCACCUAUGCUGCCUUUGCCAUCAUUGCCACACUGCUCAUGCUCAACCUCCUUAUUGCCAUGAUGGGUGACACCCACUGGCGAGUGGCCCACGAGCAGGAUGAGCUCUGGAGGGCCCAGGUUGUAGCUACCACCGUGAUGCUGGAGCGGAAGCUGCCUCGCUGGCUGUGGCCUCGCUCUGGGAUCUGUGGGCUCCAGUAUGGGUUGGGGGAUCGUUGGUUCCUGCGGGUGGAAGAUAGGCAGGAUCUCAAUAGGCAGCGAAUCCAGCGCUAUGCACAGGCCUUCCAGCAACCAGACAAUCCCUACUCUGAGGACUUUGACAAAGACUCAGGAGAAAAACUAGAGACAGCACGCCCCUUUGAAGCCUAUCUGUCCUUUCCUACACCCUCAGUGUCUCGAAGUACCUCCCGCAGCAGCACCAACUGGGAAAGGCUUCGGCGAGGGACUCUAAGAAGGGACUUGCGGGGAAUAAUCAACAGGGGCCUGGAAGAUGGGGAGGGCUGGGAGUACCAGAUCUGAAAGUUGGCUCUCACCAAGCAUCAAAAGAAAAUGAAAGAAAACCAACAAAAAGUAGCAAAGACCUAGAGGUCUCACCCCCAGGUCCAAGGGGGAUGAAGAGUAGCAUGCCAAGGAAUGAACUGGGAAAAUGCUCCAGGUUGCCGCAUCUCUUCAGCUUGGGAGCAAUGAGGAAGAACCCUUGCCUCAAGCAAACAUUCCUCGCUCUCUUAUGGAAGCUCCACUGCACGCCAGAGCACUUUACGUACAGGCUUGCCAUCUCACAGCACCACCUCCACCCAGGGCUUGUAAGUGGGAGGGGACAGAGCUCUUCCCAGGGUGCUUCAUAUGGGACUGAUGGGGAAACACUGAGCUUGUGGAAAGGUGUGCGAUGGAGUCAGAGAGAUAGCCGUAGGUGGGGUGGGGAAGCUGGACUGGGUCUAACCACCUUCCACCUUCCAAUAAAGUCAUUUCCUGAUCCCCGCCCA
Nannospalax galili (Upper Galilee mountains blind mole rat) is the source of this 2954-nucleotide messenger RNA. RefSeq names its product transient receptor potential cation channel subfamily V member 6 (gene Trpv6). Gene Ontology annotation, molecular function: calcium channel activity; protein binding. The transcript has 15 exons. The record is from RefSeq and is a predicted model, not a curated record. Lineage: Eukaryota; Metazoa; Chordata; Mammalia; Rodentia; Spalacidae. Gene Ontology annotation, biological process: calcium ion import across plasma membrane. Bases 307 to 2490 code for a protein of 727 amino acids. Gene Ontology annotation, cellular component: membrane.